UAAGUUUUUAGUUUCAGUCUUAAAAGGGGGGAUCAGUAGCUCAGUACCAGAGUAUGUCUUUUGGCUCCUCCCAACGCCAACAUUGGUGAUAAGAGGCCCAAGUAGGUAUUUGAGAACUUACAGGUUGCUUGGCUGCCACCCCUGGGAUUCCAGUGAGGAAGUGACCUUUGCCUGCAGCGUUGAGGACGCUGCUCCCUUCUGCCCCUCAAGGGACAUCUGUGUCCAUCGUAGUGGACCUGACAGAUUUUGUUCCUGUUAAGUGAUUUCGGCGGUUUGCUCUAAAGUUCACAGCCAUGAACGAACAACAGUGCUUCUACAACGAGUCUAUCGCCUUCUUCUAUAACCGGAGUGGGAAGUAUCUAGCCACAGAAUGGAACACUGUGAGCAAGCUGGUGAUGGGACUGGGCAUCACUGUCUGUGUGUUCAUCAUGCUGGCCAAUCUACUGGUCAUGGUGGCAAUUUACGUCAACCGCCGCUUCCAUUUCCCUAUUUAUUACUUGAUGGCCAACCUGGCUGCUGCAGACUUCUUCGCUGGACUGGCCUACUUCUACCUGAUGUUCAACACGGGACCUAAUACCCGGAGACUGACUGUUAGCACGUGGCUCCUCCGGCAGGGCCUCAUCGACACCAGCCUGACGGCUUCUGUGGCCAACCUGCUGGCCAUUGCCAUCGAGAGGCACAUCACGGUUUUCCGAAUGCAGCUCCAUACACGAAUGAGCAACCGACGUGUGGUGGUGGUGAUUGUAGUCAUCUGGACUAUGGCCAUUGUGAUGGGUGCCAUACCCAGUGUGGGCUGGAACUGCAUCUGUGAUAUCGAUCAUUGUUCCAACAUGGCGCCCCUCUACAGUGACUCCUACUUAGUCUUCUGGGCCAUUUUCAACCUGGUGACCUUUGUGGUCAUGGUGGUUCUCUAUGCUCACAUCUUUGGCUAUGUUCGCCAGAGGACUAUGAGAAUGUCCCGGCAUAGUUCUGGACCCAGGAGGAAUCGGGACACCAUGAUGAGCCUUCUGAAGACUGUGGUCAUUGUGCUUGGUGCCUUUAUUGUCUGCUGGACUCCGGGAUUGGUCUUGCUAUUGCUCGAUGUGUGUUGCCCGCAGUGUGAUGUCCUGGCCUAUGAGAAGUUCUUCCUCCUCCUGGCCGAGUUCAACUCGGCUAUGAACCCCAUCAUCUACUCCUACCGCGACAAAGAGAUGAGCGCCACCUUCAGGCAGAUCCUGUGUUGCCAGCGCAAGGAGAACCCCAACGGCCCCACGGAAGGCUCUGACCGCUCGGCCUCCUCCCUCAACCACACCAUUCUGGCUGGAGUUCACAGCAAUGACCACUCUGUGGUUUAGAAGGAAGCCAGCCGGCCUUUGUGGAUCUGUGAACCCCACCCUACCCCCAUUGCCAGGGCAAGGUGGGGCGCCAGAGGAGACGAAGACACUCCUGUACUUAACACUAACCAAUGGCAGUAUUUGUCCCUAGACCCAAGAGACUUAAGGAUGAACUUGCUUGGUAGCCCCCAUCUUCUCCUUUGGAAAAGAGAAGGGGACCGUCUUGCAGUGGAAUUCAGAAACGGACUCUGGGGAGACUGUGUAUGUAGCCUUCACUAACUAGACUUAAAAGAUUUUAUGUGGUUUGGCCUAAGCCAGAAAAAAAAACAAAUCUUCCAAAUCGAGUACACAAUUCACACAGGCUUCCCCUUUAAAGAACAAACAACACAUUGCAUUUAUUAAUAAGUAUGUAUAUGUCUGACAGCAUGUUUGUGAUCGAGAAGACUGCUAAACUGACAUAGAUGAAUUUUUAUCCACGAUGGAGGAAAACUAUAAAUUAGAAUGAUUUUCAUGUUUUGUUUAGAAAGCAAGCAUGUGAUGUGUGUAUACAGUAUGCCUUUCUUUAAAGAUAAAAGGAUACUAUUUUAAAUCUUCUAGGGAAUAGAAGAGUCUAGUAAAAAAAAAAAUCAGUAUUCAUUUAGGCUAUGGAAGAAACGAUAUCCUAACCAAUUACCUUUUAAGUAAUGAGACAUACAUGAAAGGCAAAGGAAUGUGAGCUUGUCACCCAAAGAGUGUGUACUCUGCAAACAUUGGAGAUGAAGUGCUGUAGCUUUGUCCCUGCACAGUGAGGAUAUCCAAGUUCGUUCUCGGUGCCAGAGCAUCGGUGGGAUUUGUUUUAAAGCCUGUGGUUUUCCAAGUUAUAAAAUAAUACUUACUAUAGAAAACUUGAAAAUUGCAGAACUGUGUGAAAAAAGAAAAAAAAAAAAAGAUUACCGAUAUUACAACCAGGAAGUCACCCUCUUUACCGGCUCACGAGUGUAUGCCUAUAGAUAUAUAUAUUAUAUACCUUUUUUUUACAUAAUUGGGUUGAUAUUGUAAAAUGUUUUGUAACUUUUUCUUUCAGAAUUGCCAGGUUUUUCUAUGGCAUUUUUUUUUAAAAACAGUGUUAGCGGCUAUAUAAUAUUCCAUUUAAUGGAUGCAGCCCCCAUUUAUUUAACCAUUCCUGUAUUGUUGGCUAGGUUUUUAAUUUUUUUCAUUAUUAUAAUAUUGGAAGAAUCUUGUGUACAUAAAGCGUUGCCAGUACCAUUGAUAAUUUACUUAGGAGCUAUUCCCAUGAAGGACCUACUUUUUAAAAUGUGAAAUGUCCUCAAGUGUUUUCACUUUACAAAAAGGGAUAUUCUACUUUCAAACUGCAGGGGUGGCCGCGCUGACAAAAGCCCGGGAAACUACCUUUUUACAAAAGAAACACAGUGGCUACUUUAGUUGAGAAUGAGUUCUUGACAAGAUGUUUCCCAAUAACCAAGAUGCCCUAAUGUAACUAGCAAAUUUAUUUUAGCGUUUUUUGAGGAAAUGGUGAUCCCUUUCUUGAAUGUUGGGUAGAAGUAAACAAAGACAUCAAACAUCGAAAUGAAUCCAGCAUUGCUGUUCCAAGUAGCCUUGGUGGGGCAGGUUAGCAGCUGGCUCCUGUGUGAUCUCCAGUAAUCAACCAAUUAGUGCCCUAUGUUCAGAGAUGCCCAGUACAGUGUCCGGGCGACUCAUGUGCCUAUUGUCGUGCUAUGAGGAGCAAGGAGGAAGAAGAAUAGUCCUGAAGCAGGUGUGGGGAGGUCAGGAGGAUAUCUGUGAGAAGGAAGUCCUGCAGAGAGUGGCAUUCUGGGGAGGAGGAAGGCAGGGUGUGGCUUGUGUCUGGGUAGAGGGUAGGCAUGUGACGUGUGCCUGGUGGGAAAAAUAAGUAGGUGGAGAGCCAGUUAGCAGGAAAAAGAUUUUGCUCCACGUUUACCAAAAUGCAAAGAAAUUUAUAUUGGAAAUGUGUGAAAUGAACUUGGACUUUUAUUGAUGCCCUUUUUAUGGGGGAUGUAAGGACUUUGGAUUGAAAAGCAUACUAAUUGAACCUUAAUAAAUCAUUCUCAAUCAGC
This is a messenger RNA of Rattus rattus (black rat), 3385 nucleotides long. It is a transcript of the gene Lpar1, whose product is annotated as lysophosphatidic acid receptor 1. The record is from RefSeq and is a predicted model, not a curated record. Gene Ontology annotation, cellular component: membrane. The coding region runs from base 294 to 1334 and encodes 346 amino acids. Gene Ontology annotation, biological process: phospholipase C-activating G protein-coupled receptor signaling pathway; neurogenesis. The transcript is spliced from 3 exons. Lineage: Eukaryota; Metazoa; Chordata; Mammalia; Rodentia; Muridae. Gene Ontology annotation, molecular function: lysophosphatidic acid receptor activity.